Aedes aegypti (yellow fever mosquito) is the source of this 4692-nucleotide messenger RNA. RefSeq names its product protein suppressor of sable. Gene Ontology annotation, biological process: negative regulation of DNA-templated transcription. The coding region runs from base 387 to 3968 and encodes 1193 amino acids. Gene Ontology annotation, molecular function: metal ion binding; RNA binding. Gene Ontology annotation, cellular component: nucleus. The record is from RefSeq and is a predicted model, not a curated record. The transcript has 6 exons. Lineage: Eukaryota; Metazoa; Arthropoda; Insecta; Diptera; Culicidae.
UCAAUCGAAAGUGAUGUUUAUUUACCAGCCUUGUUGUCAAAAAGAAACUCAAUCAUAUUGUUGUUUAUAAAACAUACAAAGUGAUGAAAAGUGGUUUAAAUCAUUCAAAUGUGCUAAAUGUUGAUAGUUUCGUACGAGAAUUUCAACGAUUCUAUUCUAUUCAUCAAUGGUAGUUAUUUACAUAUGGUCAUAACUUUACGGUUGUAUUUAUUUCGCCGACAUUGCUGUAACGGAAAGCUUCCAACGACGGUGUAGCGAACGGAAAAAGCAGAAUGAAAAGGUAACGCGGAAAACCAAUCACACACAUUCACCGAUCGUACUGUACGUAGAGUUUAUGCAUAAAGUGAUAUUUCUACAGUAAAGUUUGAACCAAAACUCAAACGACAAUGAGUGAACACGAAGACUUGGAAGACGGAGAGAUCGAGGAUGAUGAUGAGGACGUUGUCGUUGUGCCGGAAGCAAAAGAAACCGAGGCGCCACCCAUGCAACCCAUCGCCGUUAAAGAGCAGGAAGAUGUCUGGGACGAUGAUAGCAAUGCUCAGGAAGUUACCAAUAAGAUGCAGAACGUCAGACACAUGAAUGAUGCAAAAGCCAGACUGAUCGAUGAAGUAGCGCCACCAAAAAAUCCUAAGAGAUCCAAACCUGCUCCCGUCGUCGAUGAUUGGGCGACAAGCGUGGAGGCAGCGAUCGCCAAUGCACUCAAGAAAGACGGCGUUCAACCUCCGAUGCCUGCCAUUAGCCAUCGACAUGACGAUAACGAUGAUGAGCGGCCCUCCAAACGGAAGCGGCGAGAAAGGCAAAAGAAGAAAUCCGCCUCCGAAAAACCGGAAGAGCAAGAUGAAAUGGAACUGGAGUAUGAGAUGAUGAACGUACGAGGUGGCAGCCCAAGGCCGGGAAUGGGCCGUGGAGGCGAAAACCUCCCUGAUCGGAGUGAUUCCGAGGACAGUUACUCAUCGGAUGAUUCUCGCGAUCGGGAAAGAGAUCGAGACCGGGAACGGCGGGAUCGUGACCGGGAAAGAGAUCGAGAGUACAACCGCCGAAAGCGUAAAAACCGCCAGCGGAACAGGGCAAAUCGUGAUAACAGGAAACGCAAACGGGACGAUUCCGACGAUGAUAAGCACCAUCGCAACAGUGGUCCGAGGAAGAUGGAAUUAUGUAAGUUCUAUCUUAUGGAUUGUUGCGCUAAACGGGAAAAGUGUCUCUACAUGCAUUCGGACUUCCCCUGCAAGUACUACUACCUGGGUCUCAAGUGUAAAGAGAAGGAAAAGUGUUUGUUCAGCCAUGGUGAACCGCUAUCAGAUGAGCUGAGGGCCAUCUUGAUGAAGCACCUUGAGACGGCUCCUCAAGAGAUUCUUGGUGACUUCCCCCGUAUUGGCCGGGAAAGCGCCGCUAACAUGGUGAACGCAACGCAUCGUAAGUUGAUGGAAAAGUACGGAAUGGCCAAGGCUGGGGGCGAUGGCGAAGCAGGAGAUGGUAAGCUUCCUUCGUUGUUGGAUAUGAUGGGGCAGGGUAACAAAAACCGUCGAUCGCGAUGGUGUGAAAAGCAAUCAGGGUCUGGUUCACUUACGGGUGGUAGUGGAAAAUUGUCUGGGAACGCGGUAGGAGAGGAGUUCUUAAGCCUAAAGUAUUUAUCAGGAGUUAUAUCCUCAGAUCAGAUUGAAAAUCUGGAACGCAUGGGUAUUCAUGAUCUGAAUCAGAUCAUGACUCUCACAGUGGCGCAGUUGAAUGAACUCGGGUUGAGCGUUACUCAAAUUCAUGAGCUUCAACUAAACGCACUGAACAUGCAGAAAUUGCGAGAGAAUAUAGCCAAACAAAGUUCCCAAACUGAUGAGCAGGAGCUCGGUGAAUCAACGUCAGUAGUGUCAAUGGGCAGUAGUAAAGAUCUCGAUAUGCGUGUAACUCCAUCCCACACUUCGCUGCCAAAAGAAUCAGAUAGCAUGCCCUCGUUAGGUGGCAAAGACGUGGACAUGCGGCUUCUGCCAAUGAUGAAUGCUAGCCAACAGGAAGCAGUAGUUGGAGGAGACCAUUCCAGUAGUUCUCACAGUGAACUGGUCACCACGUCUCUGACUAGUUUGAUCAAGACUCCCACGGUUGAUUACUCACAGUAUUUGAAGGACUCCAAUCUGAACGAUGAUGACGAUAUGGACAAUGCCGAAAAUGCUGGUAAUCUCUUGAUUGCAAACGAUGAUGACGACGAUGACGAGGAGAACAAUCUUAAAAUCAGUAUCGAAGAAGAUGAUCAGGAUGAGAACGGAAGGUAUAGCAAUCACAGUGAUCAGGAGUAUGAAAACGAGGCUCCAAGUUUGCAACCAGCAGUAUUCGACACCAAACUCAUAAAUCGGCCAUCAACAACUCAAAAGAUCGAUUAUACGAAGUCUUUUGGAAUGUACAAAUCCGCAGAAGACGAACCUGAGAAACCUAGUGAGUCUUGUAUAUUGGAUGGUUUGGGAAGUGAUUUCGAUCCGCCGAUCAAGAAGAGACCAGACAUAUUUAGUCGAAAGUCAAUGUACAGUAAUGUAGCUUUACCCGAGAGUAGCGGUGACAGUUCACCUUCGUCUCUCAAGCAGUUAGGUUCGCCUGGUAACACCCCAACCAUGGGAUGGACUCCUACUUCCGGUAAUACCAACACUUCCACCUCCAGCACCGCAAACAAACCGAACGUUUCGGCCAGCAAACCUUCCAGACCUUCGAUCUACGAUGAUCCCUAUGCAAGUGACAACAGUGAUGACAGUGAUUCCAGGUCAAAGACCUCGACAUUUACCGAUCGGGAUAAGGAUAUGAGAUUGAAUUUCCUAAGUUUGGACGCCAAGAUGGGCGAAGAUGGAGCUUCCGACAUAGAUCUUCGCUUACCGUUCAAACCCAUCAUGACCAACUAUAUUCCGGCAACGGAGAUCGAUGCAUCCAUCACGUCUCAUGCUCCCAUCGUCUACAAGGUUCAUGAAGUAGACGUUCCCAAUCCCAACUACAAAGACAUUCGAAGGAACACGCCACGACCAGACCGAACGAAGGAUCCUCGGUUGCGAAAGAUAUUCGGAAUGUCGAAUGAAGACGAUAGCGAGAAUAGUUCCAAAUCCGAUCUCUUACUGCUUGGAUUGAGAUCUCCCAAAUCGACAUCGUCUGCUUCUGCACAAGGUCCAGUAGUACCUCGUGUAGACCCCCGAACGAAGAGAAUGCAAGAGAAUAAAAUCCAAAGUCCAGUUCACGACGGUAGUAGCGGAACAGGCGUAAACAUGUCCAAUUCGAAUCCGGCUCAACUAGAUGUUCAAACUAUUCUGCAACGGUCAAGCUGGUAUUUAGAUCUCAGCUCCAAACAUAAGAUCAUGGUGAACCAGCAGCUAGCAAUCCUUACAACCGAAAUGAAGAAAUUUCACAACUCGGACAAAUCUCCCGACAAAUUGGCCGAUUUCAUGCACCAAUUGGGCAACAAUCAAAUGCUGCAGUUCAUCCUCACGAACUUGAACGUCUACGUGGACGACUCGGUAGCAUUUUCCGAAGUUCCUUUAGUGCCUGCUCAGCCUCCACCACUGAUGUCUGUACCACCUCCCAAUCUUGGCAUGGCUCCCAUGGGUCACAUUCCCCCAGUGAAUAUCCCUCCUCCAAUGCAGAAACCUCCAUCGCUCUUUGACCUACCCAGGUUCAACUGCCCACCGGAAGUUCGACCGGGUCUGCUAGGCGUAGCUCCCAACAUGCCUUUCGAACAGUUUCUAGCAAUGGGACAAGUUAACAAGCCCAAUAAUCCGCCUCCCCUGUUGGAUGAAUGGGUGGAUGACUAUAAUGAUGGAGGUGGCUUUGUCCCGAAUUUCGAACGAAACAAUUUUGGAGGUAACAUGCGAGGCAACAAUAUGAGAAACAACCGAGGAGGAGGAGGUAACUUUAGGAACAAUGAUCGAUGGAAUAAUUCCGGAGGAGGUGGAAAUAAUCCCAAUCGUCGAAACAACAAUCAUCGUCGUAUGGACAAAAAGAAGUAAUUCGUACUUUAGCAAUCAGUUAAUGAAUCCAAGUUUUGUUGGAUUUUCAUUGCUAGAAGAACCACAGGCAAACGGUGUAUUAAAAAUCAAUACGGGUUGUAUUGGUGUCACAAGUCCGCCGUUGGCAUGCGUAUAUCUUCCCUAGGUGUAGCUUCGAAUUCUCCCUCAAUCUGUGAGAUUCGAAGCGAGCUGCCGACGAGCUUCCAUUCCUGACUCCCUUUUUAAAAUUUGUGUUGUUUUUUUAAUGUCAUGAAAAGGCUGCUUUGUAAAUAUAGAGUUUUUUUUUUUUGUUAAAAUUGCGUGAGAUAAGUGACUCAAUCGUCAUACUGAUAGUUUACCGUACCCAGAAAUUACUCAUUUUUUCGAACGUAAAUGUAAAUGAAUAAAAUCUAUCAUGAAAUUUUAGCGUAAGGCAAUUCAAUCCCAAUGAGUAUAUUUAGAUUUAAAAUAUGCGCCGCUUUGCAUACAUGCUUCGGCGCUCAUUAAUAGCAGAAGGCUUGACUGAAAAACAUAUAUUUAAAUAAAAUUUUAAGCAACUGAACUAUGCUUAGAAAAACUCCGAAAUUAUUUUGGCAAUAUCGCGUGGAGUAAAAUGUGUCAAUGUAGAACUUAUAUUACGUUUUCAGUCAACACGUAACAUUAAGAAGUAUUGUAACUAGUAGCGAAAUGAAGAGAUUAUUCAUAGAUUCAAAAAUUAUGUCCAAAUGUUUACUAGAAAUAUGCA